Messenger RNA from Hyalella azteca, 1534 nucleotides. It is a transcript of the gene Nup35, whose product is annotated as nucleoporin NUP35. Gene Ontology annotation, biological process: regulation of DNA-templated transcription; NLS-bearing protein import into nucleus; nuclear pore organization. Gene Ontology annotation, cellular component: nuclear pore nuclear basket; nuclear pore central transport channel; nuclear membrane. Bases 61 to 990 code for a protein of 309 amino acids. NCBI's taxonomy places the organism in Eukaryota, Metazoa, Arthropoda, Malacostraca, Amphipoda, Hyalellidae. Gene Ontology annotation, molecular function: structural constituent of nuclear pore; phospholipid binding; single-stranded DNA binding. The transcript is spliced from 6 exons. The record is from RefSeq and is a predicted model, not a curated record.
AGGGUAUAUUUUAUAAAUUCUUGACUAUCAUUACCUUUAUUCUGUUGAAAUAAAUCAAACAUGGAGCCAAUGCUUCUUGGUAGCCCAAUUUCUCCUGGAAGUGCUAGCAGUCCUGGUGCACCAAGCACGCCUGCAGCUUCUUUUCUCCCAUCAUUCCUACUUGGAGACACUAACCUUAAUUGCCGCAUAGCCCCCUCAAGCAGCAGCCCAGGAAGCAGCCGGCAUCAUUAUGGCAGUGGAGGGCACCCAGGGCAGUUGUCACCUAACACAUCAAGCAGGGAUAUGAUGCUUAAUUACUCCUCUAGACUUGAGAGAGCAGCUGCUGAACGUGGGCCUCCAGUCCAGAGUCUAGGCCGGUCCCCUGCUCCCUCGAGUGUCAGACUCCACAGCCCUAUGCCUGAUCAUCUUGUGCGCACUCAUACUCCAAUGGGCAGCCCGGCUACACCGAUGCGGGGAUCACACCAACCUUCUGAAAGUUUCCUUAACUCGUCACUUAUUUCAUACGAGGUGCAUGGAGAGUCUGCGGCAGCCUCGACAGGGUCAUGCGAGUGGGUGACGGUGUUUGGCUUCCCUGUGGCCUCAGCAUCGUUUAUCCUCACACAAUUUGCUCAAGUCGGCACCAUAGCUGACCAGAGGUUACCAGGAUCGGGUAACUGGAUGCAUCUAAGAUACCAGACGCCCUUGGAAGCGCGAAAAGCUCUCGCACUAAACGGAAAAAUUCUCAGCAGCAGCAUCAUGAUUGGCGUCAUUCCGUGCACUGACGCGAGUCUUUUGGCUAGCACAACUAAAAAUCUACCGCUGGCUUCAUCUGUUAGCGUGGGAAACACUAGUGCCUCGUUUGCAGUCAAUUCCCCUAAAGCUGGCAUCCGAUCCCUGACUCAGUCAUAUGCUGUUACUCCAACAGACAAUCAGGUGUUGACUGCUGCAAGUACGCCUAAGAAGAACGAUAGCUUCAUGUCUAAAGCGAUGCAACACAUAUUAGGAGUCUGAUCAGUUUCAGGCUCUAUUUCCUGCCAUGCGAGGAAGCGCGAAUAGUCAUUUCAUUGAUCUUGAAUUGCCAUAGAAAUUUGAAUGAUAAUUUUAUUUACUUCCAUGGUAAGAUAUUUUACUGUUGAUUCUUCUCUUCACAGAUUCACAAACUUGAAUACUAGGUGAUGCAAGUUAAAAAACUACCUAUUAUGUCAUAUAAAAAAUAAAUCCUUCAACUGUGAUGUCCUUUUCAAGGCUAACUUUUUUAUCUUCUGUAUGUAAUAUCCAAAAAUUUUGUCUGAACAUUGACCAUACAAAUAUAAGUUGAAUCAUAGAAUUUUUCUCUUUAAUAAGUUUAUUGAUAGACACGUGGAUGGAUGCCCUGUGGGAAGUAAUCCCAAAAAAGACCCAGUAUUUACUUUACUAGAUCAUUUUCGUAAAUGUGACGAACGUGUAAUCAAUGCGAAGCAAUUUUUAGCUUUUCUCCUUCACAGUGCCUUGUGCCGUUGUGGUGGCCAACAAUUUCUCAUAAGUUUUCAUAACUUUGAAUAAAUAGUUCAUCCCA